Messenger RNA from Diaporthe batatas, 846 nucleotides. RefSeq lists its product as uncharacterized. Bases 1 to 846 code for a protein of 281 amino acids. The record is from RefSeq and is a predicted model, not a curated record. The transcript has 3 exons. NCBI's taxonomy places the organism in Eukaryota, Fungi, Ascomycota, Sordariomycetes, Diaporthales, Diaporthaceae.
AUGCUGCCGGAUCCAGAAGUCACGGUGCUAGGGGAUGAUCCAGCCCAUCGGAAUCAUGCCAUAAAUGGAUACGCAUUCCAGCAGGAUGCCAUCACGUCCUUUAUUGGCUGGCACCUACGAUACCGAUACUCGAUACGUGGCGUCGCCCAAGACCCCGCGGCAUUCGAGUGGUCCCCAUCACUCUUCACACCAACCCUUGACUAUCUGCCCGGCCUCCCUAGCACCCACAAGCACUUCGGCUAUGUGACCUACCCACGCCUUGGCGCCCUGGGCGACAGCACCAUGUUCAUGUCCCUACGCGAUGGUAAAGCCGGCCUCGGUUCCGACCAUCUCUAUCUGUACCGUUCCUCGACCGGCUUCUGGGAGUUUGUCGGCACGCCGUUGACAGGCGUGCAGAGCAACCCAUACGUCCACGGGUGGGAUUUUAGGGAUGGCAGGCUGCAUGUGACGUGGGUGUACCGGGGCUUCGUGCACUACGAAGGCUGGGACGACCCCAAUGAUACCAAGCAUAAACAGCAGGCCGGGCCGAAUGGGGCAGAGAAUAAUCAUAACAUCUGCUAUGCUUAUUCCGAGGAUCUGGGGUAUACGUGGAAGAACGGCCAGGGAAGUGUGAUUGCUGACCUAAGGAAGGGGGAGACCAUCGAUAACUCAUCCGAAGGGAUCGUGGCUUUUGAGAUUCCCAAGGGCAGCGGGUUGAUGAAUCAGGAGGCGCAGGCGGUAGACCAGGACGGUGGAGUCCACAUCUUGAAUCGCGACACGUUGGACGGCAUCAACGUCUUCGUAGCUGCGCAUGUGGGCGAUUACAUCGACAUAAUGGUGCUUGGUAGCGUUUGGGUUCCAAUGUGA